AACUACAGCCAGAAGCCCCCCGGAACUGGACGCGGAUACAAGUCUGACCUGUAACGUUAGUUAGAUGCACAAAUGAAGAUGCCAGAUGCACAGUCGCAUCGGUUAUGUUUCCUGCUUUUUGUAUGCGUUUUCCGUCUUGCGACAGCGGCAGAGGUUUCCGUAUGGAACGUGGAAAUAAACUCGACACAGGAUGCUGUGUUUCGAAAGACGCUGUACGCCAAUACCACCAUCUUCAUGAAGUUCCAGGGUGACCCGGCGUCAUGUGAUAGAAACCUGGCCUUCAACAUCAGCUGGUACCUACGCUCCUCUGUUUGCUACAAUGAGGUCUUUAACACACCAGACAACAAAGCGAUGAACAUGUUUGGUAUGGACCACAUGUUGAAGGACGGCUGGAGUGGCUUCUACAGUCAGGGCUACAUGUACUUCGACAACUGCUCCUCCCUCUUCUUACCCAAGGUAUAUUACACAGACUUCAACCCAUAUCAGCCCCUCACGAGCCCAAAGAGUGACCCUUCGAAUCAGAGCCUUAUUUGGCCCGACAAGCCGGACAUCAGCGCCGUGGCCAAAGCUUGGGAGGACAGUCCAUAUCUGUUCAUAGUGAAGGUGCAGCCUUUGUUCCGCGGAGUUGAGGAUGAAGACAUCGGGGCAGAGCAGCAGCUCAACUUUGCUUUCACAAUGAAAGUUGAGAUGAAGGGACAACAUGACUACUCUUCUCCAGCAGACUGGCCCCUGAUGAUGUUCUUCAUGGUCAUGUGCAUAGUGUAUGUGUUGUUCGGGGCUCUCUGGCUCUUCUGGUUCGCCUGCUAUUGGAGGGAUCUGCUGCGGAUCCAGUUCUGGAUCGGAGCUGUCAUCAUCCUCGGCAUGCUGGAAAAAGCUGUGUUUUACUCUGAAUACCAGAGCAUCCGUUACAAAGGAGACUACGUUCAAGGUGCUGUGAUCUUCGCUGAGCUGCUCUCUGCCCUUAAAAGAUCUCUAGCCCGAAUCCUGGUCCUCAUUGUCAGCCUUGGCUAUGGCAUUGUCAAGCCAAGGUUGGGUACCACAGUGCACCGGCUGGUAGCCGUUGGGCUUCUCUACCUGCUCUUCUCCUCCGUGGAAGGUGUGCUAAGAGUGACUGGCGGUUUCUAUGGGACAGUCGCCCUGGUGGCUAAUCUCAGCCUCUCCCUUAUUGACUCCUGCGUCAUGUGGUGGAUUUUCAUCAGCCUGUCUCAAACCACGCGUCUCCUAAAGCUCCGCAGAAAUGUGGUGAAACUCUCCUUGUAUCAGCACUUCACCAACACUCUCAUCUUCUCUGUUGUCGCGUCCAUCAUAUUCAUCAUCUGGACCACCAAGGUCUUCAAGCUGGUCGACUGCCAGACGGGUUGGAGGGACUUGUGGGUAGACGAUGCCUUCUGGCGGCUGCUGUUCUCCACCAUUCUGCUGGUUAUCAUGGUGCUGCUGCGGCCCUCUGCUAACAACCAGAGGUUCUCUCACUCUCCUCUGAUUGAUGAAGAUGAUGAAGAGGAAGAGGCCAAGGAGCCCAUGCUGAAUGAAGCUUUUGAGGGAAUGAAGAUGAGAGGCUCAAAGCCUGACUCUAAUGGCUCCCAGAAACUGUUGAGCAAAGAGGAUGAAGACAUAAAAUGGGUUGAGGAGAACAUUCCUACAACUGUUGCUGAUGUAGCUCUCCCUGUAAUGCUGGAUGAGGAAGAGGAAAUCCUGAAAACCAAGAUGGAGCGAUCCAAAAUGGAGUAGACGUGAAAUGCGAGAGGAUAAUGUGAGAAUGAAAAGAAAGCAAUUUCACUGAGGCAGCAAUGAAUGCGUUCUGAGUGAUCUGAUUUACCAAAAAAAAAAAUGCGGGCAAAGCCAACUGUUCUCUCCAGACACUUGGCAUUUUUUAUUUUAUUUCACAGGUAUAGUGCAACUAUAAUAAGCUCAAAGAAGCAUGGAAGAAGGGAGAGGGGUGAAACUGAAGCAAAUACACAGCAGAGCACUUUGAUAACGAUUGUUUGAAAGAUGUUUCUUCAAUGUCACAAGCCUGACCAAAGUCCAGCAGACACUGGGCAUUUUACACAACACCCCUGUGGAAAAUAGAAUAUUUAUCAAAAUCAUGUCUUGUGGUUUUACACUAAUACGAUAUUUAAAAUUUGAGAGAGGUUCCCCCACCCCGCUUCAAAUUGCCUGGAAGUGACCCCAAGCGUCUGAUUGGUCAAAUGUUUGUAGGAUGGUGAGGACUGAUUUCAAAUCUGUUCAAGUACAAAUCAUGAAGACGAUUUGGCGUUUGUCUCAGCCAGGAAAUGGGAUGAUUGUACGAAUGGAGGGGAAAACACCUGCUGAAAACGCCAAGUCAUUGUGCUUUAUAAGAUUCGAUGGAAGCCAACACAGCAUCGGACACUUAAACUCAAGGUUCUUCGGAGAUGUGCCUGCGCCAUAAACUAAAUGUUAAAAAAAACAAUUGCUGUUUUCAGCAGGUGUUUAUUGCGUGCAUUACAUAUUUAAUAAGUCACUUGAUGACAUAUAUUUCCUAUUUAAAUGAGCAAGCAGCUGUAUGGUAUGAUCAGUGUUGUGCUCGUUACUGAAAAAUAGUAAUAACGUUACAGUUACUAGUUACCUCAUCACAAAAUUACCUAAAUUACUUUACUUAUUACUUACACCCAAAAAGGUAUUGUGUUACUGUGUAAAGUUACUUUUCAAUGUCUACUUUGAAAUGCUGCCAUUGGUAAUGUGCCUAUAGCUUUCAUUUCAGUACUGUUAUCUCCGCAAGGAUCAUGCGUUCGUGCGUCUGUCUGUCUGUCUGUCUGUCUGUCUGUCUGUGCUAAUCUCACAAACACUAAAAAUAUUAGGCUUUUGGGUCCAGUAGUAUGCAAGAUCAGCUGCAGACACUGACAGAUAUGAACACGCAGGACCAAAUGCAUGAUCCCCUCGCUUACACCUGGCGAAUGGCGAGAUAAUCCCGAAGUAACGAGCCUUUAGGUAACGGUAAUUCAGUUACUUAAUUUAAAGAGUGCGUUAGACUAGUUACUGACAUAAGUAACUGAGUCCCAACACUGGUUAUGAUUAAUCAUUUAGCCAGAUAACUUAAAAAAAAAUGUUUUAAUGUUUUUACCUAAUCGGUGAAGAUUUCCUGAGCUCAUUUCUUCUCACUUCUUCUUUCUGCACCAACAAAUGAUAUACUCUAUAUGUCUUAUUGUUAACACGUGAAUAACACUUUGUUGUCUGGCUAACUGAUUAAUCCUAACUAUAGAAAUAAAUAAUUUAUUGUUACUCUAUGUAAACACGGCUGCAUCAGCGAAUUAUGAUACUUGAAGCAUAUCACAGUUGUCAGGGUAAGACUAAGUGCUACAUUUGUGUAUUGGGGAUUCUUGUGUUAACAAGAACACACCGUUUUCGGGGCUGGGAGAAUGUGAUGACCCUCUUGGUCAUGAAACACU
Messenger RNA from Perca fluviatilis (European perch), 3404 nucleotides. RefSeq names its product transmembrane protein 87A-like. Bases 73 to 1728 code for a protein of 551 amino acids. Lineage: Eukaryota; Metazoa; Chordata; Actinopteri; Perciformes; Percidae. The transcript is spliced from 20 exons. Gene Ontology annotation, biological process: retrograde transport, endosome to Golgi. Gene Ontology annotation, cellular component: Golgi apparatus; Golgi cisterna membrane. The record is from RefSeq and is a predicted model, not a curated record.